Messenger RNA from Linum trigynum, 1066 nucleotides. The record is from the annotation of a GenBank genome assembly. Lineage: Eukaryota; Viridiplantae; Streptophyta; Magnoliopsida; Malpighiales; Linaceae.
CACUGUUAACAAGACUGAAAAGGAUGGUGGUAACCUCUGGGUUGUUGCCCCUGCUAUUCCUCUCGGGGACUUUAUUCAUGACUUAGGUCUCCAGGAUCCAGUGUACCAAGGUGACCAAUUUAUUUGGACUAAUAAAAGAAUGGGGGCGGCCUGUAUUCGUGAAUGGUUGGAUAGAGAUCUUUUCUCUCAGAACUGGUUAGAAAGUUUCCCUGAUACUCUUCUUAAGCAUUUCACGGAUCAAGGUUUUGAUCAUAGAGUUAUAAUUCUCUCGGAUAAGCCCUAUGUUAGGAAUAGUCGACCUCUUUUUUGCUUUGAUGCUCGUUGGGCAGAUAACCCAGAGGUCAAAGCAAUGGUGACUUAUGUUUGGGCUGAGGAAGUGUCUGGUAACCCGACAUACCAGUUAUGGGAGAAAUUGAAGAAGCUUCGCCACCUUCUUUAUGACUGGAGCAGAGCAGGUACUACGAAUUCGCUCAGAAAUAUUAAGACCCUCCAGGCUGAAAUUGAUAGGGUCAAGCUCUGCCGUCCGAUUAAUUGGGAGGAGGUUAGGGUGUUGGAGACUGAGCUUAACAAACAAUGGGAGGCUGAGGAGGCCAACUUCGUUGCAGGACUUCACAAUGAGGAGGGUGAGUGGGUUACGGAGGAAAAAGGGAGGGUUGAUAUUGCAAAAAUUUUUUUAUCAACACCUCUUUACCUCAGAGACCCAGGUCCUGAACAUGGAAGCCAGGAUUGAUACCCUUCCACUUGACAGUAAGGUUUCUGCGGAAAUGAACGCGGUUCUUACGGCGGAAGUCCUUCCGCACGACAUUCGUAAAACGGUGUUCUUGAUGGGCUCUAAGCAAGCUCCAGGUUUGGAUGGGUUUACUGGGAAAUUUUUGAAGUCUUUUUGGGGGAUAGUGGGGACCUCGGUGAUUGAUGCGGUUCGUUCUUUUUUUAACACGAGCAAAAUGCUUCGUAGCUUCAAUCACACUUGGCUUACACUAAUACCCAAAGUAGACAAUGUGGAACACAUGAAGCAGCUUCGCCCUAUUAGCCUCUACCAGUUUGUGUAUAAAAUCAUUACCAAAAU